Molecule: messenger RNA, 2606 nt
Organism: Aspergillus saccharolyticus JOP 1030-1
Lineage: Eukaryota; Fungi; Ascomycota; Eurotiomycetes; Eurotiales; Aspergillaceae
Product: Zn(II)2Cys6 transcription factor
Exons: 5
Coding region: 72-2420 (782 amino acids)
Biological process (GO): positive regulation of transcription by RNA polymerase II; DNA-templated transcription
Cellular component (GO): nucleus
Molecular function (GO): DNA-binding transcription factor activity, RNA polymerase II-specific; zinc ion binding; sequence-specific DNA binding
Source: RefSeq, a predicted model, not a curated record
CUUGAAUAACAACACAACUCUCUCUGAUCGCAACGUGUCAACACUAGUCUCAAUAGAUAAAAUCUGAACUGAUGUUUCAUACUUUUGACCUAAACCCCAAGCUUCCCAAGCCUGGGAAAGAUGAUCGUGCGCCAGCGGGCCACAAUGAUCGCGUUCGCACAGCAUGUGAGCUGUGUAGACAGAUGAAGGUCAAAUGUGACGGGGCACAUCCCUGCAAGCAUUGCGCUCAAUUCUUUCAUGAGUGCAUCUACCGCCAUCCGCGUCGGAAACGACAAGCCGACCUGGAUCACGGGAAGUUCGUCAGACCAGGCAAAAGACCCAAACUGCAAGAAAAUUCAAACGAGGUUGAUGGCGCUGCUGCAGGUUCUUCGCUACAUGUAGCCUCUCAGCAGGCCACACCAAUCGACAGACAUGAUGAUGCUACACAAAGUGACCAUUUGGAAGCACGACACCAUGGGUCAUCUGGAGAACGAUCUUUCAUAGAACGACUCAAGAUAGAGUUUGGUGACUGGCCGAACAUCGAAUUUGAAAGCAGAUUGCGCGUGAAAGAGCGAAUAGCUCCCAGGCUGUUUCUCUUGGGACCCCAACGUAACUUGUCGAUAAAACUUGCGGCUCUCCCACCGCAUGAAAGAGCAGAGCCACUGGUCAAUCGAGCUCUGGACGCGCACUUACUCUACCAUGCUCUGCAUCGACCCACUUUCGCUUCUGUCUUUCGGUUAUUGUACUCUCUCGAUAAGGAAGAUUAUGGAGAGACAGAGAAAAGCCACAUUCCUCUACUUUACGCUCUAAUGGCUGUUGGCUGCCUGUUCGAGAGACACACUGGGAAUAACGCCGAACAAUCAUCAGAAAGUUCGAUUGCAGAGGGAUUGAGGUAUUUUGAGAUCUGCCGCGACAGCAUUGAUCUCGACGCUUGUGAUAAUCUUUUCGCCAUGCAGGCCAUAUUCUUCAUGAACUUAUUUCUCAUCAGCACAUGUAGAUUAUCUCGGUGCUACACCUAUGUUUCUCACAUGCUCUCAUUAGCUUUGCGCAUGGGCCUUCAUCAGCCCGGUAAGACGGACAGCUCAGUCGUUAGUGAGACCAAGAAAUCGCUUUUCUGGGCCAUAUGGCAGCUCUUGGUCACCGUGGCUUCCAUGUGCGGCCUACCCAAACCAAUACCUGCUGAUGAGAUAGGAAUCGACUACCCGGAGGAUGUAGCCGCUGAUUUCGACUCAAAUCCAUUAACGUCGAAAGCAAAAGAGAACGGCCUAUCAUCAGAAACAAUAUCCAGUCAUUUGAGUUAUGUGAAGCUUCAUGAGAUUCUUUACAAUAUCGUGAAGAGCCUCUAUCCUCCGAGCACUAAGAAAGACAAGGACGCAAGCGGCUUAUUGAAACAUUUUGUAACGAAGCAUACUAUUUUCAAGUUCGAGGACGAGCUACGGAGCUGGACCAGGUUUCCGUCUAUUCGUGCUAUACUGGGCAAACAUGAAGAUAAUCUUUGGGUCCGAAGGGCGCGCUACGAAUUGUGUAUGACAUACGCUCAUAAUCAAGUCUACUUAUACCGACCCUUCAUGCACUACCUCCUGGAGUACCACAAUCAAGAGCAAGAACCACAACAGUACGCAAUAGCUGGCAUUCGUGCAAGCUGUAAUAUUAUCCGCCUUGCGCAAGACAUGCAGCGUCAUGGUCUGCUAUUCGGUGCGCAAUGGCGCGUGGCACAUAUGCUUUCGACAUCUGCUCUCACACUCCUCUACGUUCUUCUGAUCUGCAAGCCAUCGACGUUGGCGCCAUUUCUCAAGGCCGAGCUGGAUACAGCCAGGGCUAUGAUGAUGGCUCUUCGACCUUAUUGUAUCCACUCACAACGCACACACAUUGCAGUGACGGUGUUAGCGACUGCACUCUCAGAUGAAACGAAGGUGCAAGAUUCAGCGAGUGUCAAUGACCAAGCUGACGUCGCUCGCGAACCACACUAUGUGGGGACUCGUGAUUUGGUGGCGAGGACAUUUGCCAAUUCAUCGAGUCCUGAAGAUAUAAGAAGCCAAGCAGAGAUGGAGAAUGUCAACCAGCAAAAGCCUUUAAGGUAUCCAUGGGAACAGACUGUUCAAAGUCAAUCGCCUGCAGCCAACGCAGCUUCGCAGCGAACGAGGUUGCCCGAUGGGCACUUUGGUGAUUCCUCAACCUUCGGUUCUGCGCAGUCUCUGAUUGAGGGGAUCGCGGCCAUGUCAGAGCAGGCAGAUGUCCGAACGAGUUUAGUCGCAAUGCAGCCUGAGAUGACGAUGUAUGGAGAAAGCUCAAGCACAACAGAGAGCACGGAUUUCAUGGAGGCACGACCUUAUAUCGAUCAGCACAUUUAUGAACAGUUCGACUAUUAUGCACAGUCGGUCGGCUACGAGAAUAUUAAUUUCUACGGUGGAGACGACCUUUUUUACCCUUUCGAUAUCUGAUCCCCGAGUGUCCUACUCGCGAAUACGUUCCACCGACCGUUCAGCGAUGACAGCACAAGCUUGCCAUGAUUUUCCUUUACUCAUAAAGAGAAUACCCGAACGGGUUGAUGGGUAAAGGCAGAAAGACACUAACCCGAUUAUCGGAUCUUGUGCCCGAUUCGGAAGUGUAUUUCACUGCCGAUGCCC